UGACUCAAUCUACCAAAUACCAGUUACCUGGCAUUGACAGAGCACACUAACAAUGAAACUGUUGGAUUUCACAGGAUACAUAAUCACGGUAUUCCCUUACUGUGUAGAUUUGUAGCUUUUUCAAUCAAGGAAUGUAAUAUACUCUGGCAGAUGGAUGUGAAGAUAAAAUAUCUAUGCUGUAAUCCCCUCAAUUCUUCAACACAGGCUAGUGUCUGACAUCAGGAAGUUGGCAUCAGUCUAGACUUCUAACAAAGCUCAAUGCCAGGAAAUAGGACUUGCUCAACUUGAUUUUAGGACUUGCUCAACUUGUUUUCCAUGUGUCGGCAGAAACACAGAGGCGUGCUGAUGGGGUUGUGUGUGGACAUAUCUGACAACAGUUGAUAAUCACAGAUGAAGAAAACAAGUGCUUGAGGAUCCAAGUGGUACAAACCUCUGAAUGUGUCAAAUUUGAGGAAAAUUAUGAAAGCAAUGUUUUUGUGGUGGUCGCUUGCAAUCCUUCUCUUGAUCCUGAUUUUCGCUUCAGCUUUGGAGUUGGAAAUGCUUGACUAUAAGAGUGAACACUUCACCUGCUCAAAGGAUAGGCACUGGCUAACUUGCCUACCCUGACUGCACGUCACUGGGUUGAACACAGUAGGGUACUUAUCGGGUCUCUCUAACUGCACAGUGAAGGCAGGUGCUGUGGUUCUGAUCCCAAAGUGUCCUGUCGAUGACAUGGGUCUGAAGGUGCAGCCAGUGCUGUGCUGCAGACAGGGCACAGCAUGCAGACCCUGCCUACACAUUCACCUUGACAUCCAGCUCAGAAACCACCAGACAGCCUACUGGGUUCUCUGUGUUUCAGCAUCAUAUGUGAAUGUAUGUUACAACGUACCAGAGCUAGAAAUUGACAUUUGCAAGAUUCUGGAGUUCACAGUGAUCCUUGCUGCUCUGGAUGGGCAAGCUACAUCCAAGCAGGCAUGGCUGUCACUGCUGCUUAAAGAUAAUGCAGUGUCCUUCAACAGUCAGGUGACUGUGUAUGUUUGUUCCAACCACUCUAAAGUGGUGCUUCCCUCAGUGGAUGAAGUGUGCUCAUCUGCUGCACAGGGGGUUGUAGAAGAGUGUGACGGACAUUCCCUCAGAAGGAUGUUGACAUGUUCAGUCCCCAGUUUCAGCACUCUGAUUGAUCAGGAAAGUCAUGAGGUGAGGCUGCAAGUCAACACGGCAGAUGACAGCCCCUACCCACUGGAAAUGUGCCUACAACAUGAAGAUAACGGAGUGUGCAGGACCUGUAAGGAGAGUACAGUUCCACUGCACUCUGUCACCCCCUGCAUGUGCUUCCAGGUGUGGUGGAAUAAAGGAGACGAGAGGUCUCAUCGAUCCAUUAGCUGUCCCUUUAGAAACCACAGCGAGCUGUUGCAGAGGAAUGUAUGGGAGAAUGUGUCAGUAUCUGUGGUGCAGGGCCAAAUGAACAAUGGUGGUGCCAUGCUAUCCUGGAACCUGACUGCCCCCUGUAGGGUGGAGGCAGAAGUGUGGCCCUGCCAGAAAGAGAAAGGCUUGGACAUGGACAGGUGCACAGAGCUGGUUGCCUUUAGGCAGCGUCUGUCAGAUGACAUAUGGAGGGAAAACAGCAGGGGACACUGGCUGAUGCCCGGUGUGUUUGAGGAUGUCGUACUUGGCCUUGAUCUCUGUGUGAUGGUUAAGGUAAACGGGAAGAACAGUGAGCUUGGCCCCUUCUGUCCCAUUGACUCCAGUUGGUGGCACUGGCGCUGGAGUCUGUUGGUCCUGCUCUCCCUGAUGCUGGCUGUCCUAGCAGCGAUUUGUCUAUAUUUCCUGCAUGGUAAACUGAAACGGUGGGCAUGGGAAUGGUACCAGGAGGAGUGUGGUCGACUAGCCAACAGGGGACACAUAGUGCUGCUGAGCCCGCCGAACGUGGAUGGCUCUGUGUCAGAGCUGGUGUGUGAGCUCGGUUCCUCUCUGUGUGCCCAGGGCUUCAGUGUCUCUGUGGACCUGUGGAGUCGGGCUGAGCUGUGCUCUCUGGGGGCCCUGCCAUGGCUGCACUCCCAGCUGCAGCACCUGGACAGUCAAGGGGUCCGGGCAAUACUGGUACUGACACAGGCGGCCUGGGAGAGGACAGAGGACUGGGUCCGACAGUGGGACCAGCAGGGCCAACAGGGAAAGAAUAUAGUCCAGGGAGUGGAGAAGGAGGAGGGGGGUGAGGAGGUGGAGGGGGAGGAUAAGGGGCUUCUCCAGGGCUUGUACUCCCCGUAUGCAGAUGUGUUCAGUGCCGCUCUGAGCUGCAUCAAGGCAGACCACAAACUGGGCUGUGCUGGAGAGCGCUUCCUACUGGUGCACUUUGAGGCCCAUUCUGCCAAGCCCCCCAGCAGUGAGAGGGGUCUCCCAGAGCUGUUCCAAGGGCUGCCCAUGUUCCACCUGCCCUCCCAGAGCCAGGGGCUCCUUGCUGAGCUGGCCAUGGGGCCCACAGGGCCUGAGGCUGGUAUAGGUGGACAUAGGGUCUGAAGGAAGCUACACAGAGACUGUCUGGGGGACUUAUGACUUUGUGGAGAGACUCGGGGGGGUACCUGAUUAAGGAGCUGCCUCAUAAGUGUGUUGUCACUGGAUAGCAGGCUGUGCCGUUACAGCAGAACAGUCACCCUGAGAUCUAAUCUACCCCAACCACUAAGACAAUACCGGCCCCCAUCAUCACCACAAUAACCCCAGACUUUACAUUCACACUGAAUACAGUGGACAUGCAAUGUGUUGGAUGUAGAAGCCUUGUAUUGUAUUUGGUGAUGUUAUGAGGGCUUUUAUUGAGCCAAUACACAGUGUGUAACCUACAGUAGGCCUACACCUUCAGGAAGGACUUCUAUGUGUGAACUAUUAUGUAGGCUAGAUGAAAUGUUUAACAAUUGUUCUUUAUUUUACUCUUAAUUUAUGAUUUGUAGAUAGAAAUGUCUGAAAGGCCUAUUGGAAUAUAUGCUGGAUCAAAACUCAAGAUAGGACAAACCUAAAUGAUAUGCAGUAGCCUAGAGGUUAGAGAGGCGGACCAGCAGCUGGAAGGUUCAUGGUUUUAAGCCCCGGGCCGGGCAACACAAAAAAGGAACUGAACUGGCAGCUGGAAGGCUGCUGCUCUCUGAUCCCAUGUAACAUCUUCUGUCAUUGUGCCCUUAAGCAAGGCACUCUACACCCAACAUUUGCUCUCCAUCCAGGGGUGCUGUCCUGCUGCUGACCCGCUGCCUCUCAUAGUGUGUGUGUGUGUGUCUGUGGGUGUUGAGAAAGGCAGAAGACAAAUUCCUGUUCUAACCAGUGGACAAUAAAGAUAUAUUUUAUUAUAUUCUCCUUAUCUGUUUAUGCAUUAGUGUAGAAAUUAAAUGUGGAAAGCCUAUGUAAAUGACCUAAAUAAUUAUUGACCAAAACAUAAUCUCUAUCAUGGACUGAAUAAUGCAUUAUUUUUUCAACGUCAAAGAUGAAAAAUAAAUAUAUUUCGAUACAAACAA
This is a messenger RNA of Salvelinus namaycush (lake trout), 3470 nucleotides long. RefSeq names its product interleukin-17 receptor C-like. Lineage: Eukaryota; Metazoa; Chordata; Actinopteri; Salmoniformes; Salmonidae. The transcript has 17 exons. Bases 712 to 2493 code for a protein of 593 amino acids. The record is from RefSeq and is a predicted model, not a curated record. Gene Ontology annotation, molecular function: interleukin-17 receptor activity.